Contarinia nasturtii (swede midge) is the source of this 2514-nucleotide messenger RNA. RefSeq names its product lysosome membrane protein 2. NCBI's taxonomy places the organism in Eukaryota, Metazoa, Arthropoda, Insecta, Diptera, Cecidomyiidae. Gene Ontology annotation, molecular function: scavenger receptor activity. Gene Ontology annotation, cellular component: membrane; cytoplasm. The record is from RefSeq and is a predicted model, not a curated record. The transcript is spliced from 6 exons. Bases 559 to 2484 code for a protein of 641 amino acids.
UUUUUCAUUCCUGGCGAAAAAUGAUUUCAAAGCAGACGCAUCACUGUAUCGCAUUCGUGUGUUGGAUACGGUUACAUAUUUAGUGUGUCUCUCUAUCAAUCGCUAUUCAGGAAUCAACGACAACGACAAAAAAAAAAGAAAAAGAAACGUAUCGGAUUUAACGAUUAUUUUUCAAAUUUAUUAAGCAUCCACGACAGCUUUGUCGUUUUUCUUUCAUUAUUUUUCGUCCUUUCAAUUAUAAUUUAUACAACUUUAGCUGUGAAAUAUCGUGAUUAAAGUAUUUAAAACAAAAAGUAAACGAACCAAUAUAAACAAGUGAGGCAAUAAAGAAAAAAGGACACAAAAGAAGAAGAAGAAGAAGAAAAAAAAGAGAGAAAUCAUGUAAAAUUCAUAUCUUGAACGAUUUGUGAAUAUGAUACAUUUCAAUUGUGUGAAUAAGAAUAAUGCUUGAAAUUUUUGUAUUUUAAACAUUCGUUUUAUCAACUCGUCGUUGUGUGAAUAAAAAUAAUCGAAAAAACCAAUCAGAAUUAUUUAAAAAAAAAAGAGAAGAAGUUAAAAAUGGCCAAAGUACUCGACAAUCAGGAUAAUGAAACAAAUGCAAUAUACCCAAAACUAGGCACAACUGUUGUUUCAUCCAUUAAAUCAAACGUUCCACAAUCAAAUGUACAACAACAAUCACCACUAUUAUCAUCAUCACAACAAACACAAUCAUGUGUUCUGCAACAAACAACAGUUAGUGUUCAUCGUAACGGACACAGCCGUAAUCCGUCUUCAAUAAAUGGCAUUACAAUUGCAACGCAAGUCAUUCAGCCACCGCCAAAUAAGCCCGAUGCAAUCAACAAUCUAUUGAAAUUUAUUCGAUUUCGUAGUAGCUACAAUGAACGCGAUGAAAAAUCAAAAAACCGUCAAAAGUGCGGCAUACGCGAAGCACGUCUAUUCAUGAUGUUCAUCCUUAUUGUGGUAUUUUUAAUCAGCGGAGCUGUGUUUUUCGUAAUGUGGUUCACAGAGCUCUAUAACGAUAAAAUUAUAGCUUCUUUAAUUUUAGCAAAAAAUUCAACUGCCUUACAUUAUUUUAUCAAUCCGCCGUUGAAUCCGCUGUUACGAGUUCAUAUAUUCAACUAUACGAAUACUGAUCGAUUUUUAAGUGGAGCCGAUAAAAAAUUGAUUGUAGAAGAUGUUGGCCCAUUUGUUUACACGGAAAGGACACAAAAAGUUGAAGUUCAAUACAAUGACAAUAAUACUAUUUCUUACCGGGAACAUCGAUCAUUUGAAUUUCAACCAUCAUUAUCAGCAGCACACAAGCUAGAUACGGUUAUUGUGCCAAAUAUACCAUUGAUUACAACUUCAUGGGAGCUAUCAAAGAGUUUUUGGUUGGCCACUGGAUUCUCUGUUUCUACAUAUAUGGUGGACAAAUUUCCAUUUGUGAAAUUGAAAGCCGAUUCAUUUUUAUGGGGAUAUACCGACCCUUUAUAUGAUGCAUUGCGAACGUUAUCAUUUGGAAAGAAGCUAAAACCAAUGUUCGGCAUAUUGAUGACUAGAAAUGGUACCAGCGAAGAAACGUUUACAGUGAAUACCGGCGUGGAUGACAUUCGAAAAUUAAAUAUCAUCGAUAAUUUUAAUGGAAAACCGAACAUGAGUUUCUGGUCAACCGAUGAAUGUAAUCGCGUCGAUGGUACGGAUGGUUCCCAGUUUCCGCCUCAUUUAUUGGAUAAAACGCAUACAUUGGAAGUAUUUAUAAAAGCAUUUUGUCGGAAAUUUCCAAUGGUUUACGAUUCCGAAGUGAGCUUAUUUAAUGGUGUGCCAGCAUAUCGAUACAUAGCACCACGAAAUGUUUUCGAUAAUCCCGAUAAAAAUCCCGAAAAUAGUUGCUAUUGUGACAUCGGUUCGGGUCAAUGUGCACCAAGCGGUGUGUUCAAUGCAACACUAUGUUUUAGUGCACCAAUCUAUACAUCGUUUCCACAUUUUUUGUACGGCGAUGACAAACUAUUCGAAAAUAUCCAAGGACUAUCACCAAAUGAAGAAGAACAUUUAACUUAUGCCGAUGUGCAUCCACGAUUGGCCUUUCCAAUGGCCGGUUCAUCACGGUUUCAAAUAAAUAUUCAAGUUUUUAAGGGAAGAGAUGAAUUGCGUAGAUUCCAAGAGGGACAAAUUUUGCCGAUCAUAUGGAUGGAAAUUACGUCGGACAAUGUACCCGAAGAAUUGCAAUCAAUCAUCUAUCACAGCACGCUCAGUGCAAAUGCCAUUCAAUUAUCACUGCGGUAUGGAUCGCUAUUCGGUUUGGCCGUUAGUAUAACACUGCUUGUGACCGGUUGCUAUUUAAAAAGUAACGAUGGUGAUCAAAUAGUACGAACCAAAGGCAUUAAAAAUAUAAAACAAGCACCCGGCACAUUUACCAUCGAAGAAUUAGUUACAAUCGAUUUGAAUGAUCCGUCACUAACACACACCGAAUCAAACAAAAAAGAAACUAACUUAGGUUUAUUGUAAAAAUAAAAACAACAAAACAAUCACUACAAA